UAUUGCAGAGAGAAGAAUUAAAAUGGAGGAUGCAUUGCUAAUUACCCAGUUGUCUCCUCUGAUAGACCAUCAGCUACUUGGCCGGAGCUCAUAACUCCAUUUGCAAAAACUCCGACUCUCAAUUUCUCACUGUUAAUAAUUUUCUCUCCUCAAUCUUCAUUCUUUUCCUUUUCCGGCGAAUUUCCAAUAGUAAUUCUCCUUUGUUCAUCAACAAAUUGCUAAUUUGUUGAGUAAUUUAUUCCAAUUAAUCCUAUAAUUCACCUAAUUUCUUUUUCAAUUGUGAAAAAUUAGGGUUCCGAUCACCUGGAAAUUCGCAAAUUUGGGUCGAAUUGUUCGUAGUUUUCGAUGGUGGUGAGGUGAGAGAGAGGAGUCAGAAAAUGGCGACGACGAGGAGAGUAGGGAAGUAUGAAUUGGGAAGGACGGUUGGAGAAGGGAACUUUGCUAAGGUUAAGUUUGCGAUCAAUACAGAAACUGGAGAAAGUGUUGCAGUCAAAAUUUUGGCUAAAACUACCAUUCUUAAGCAUAGGAUGGUUGAUCAGAUUAGACGUGAGAUAUCCAUAAUGAAGAUUGUUCGACAUCCUUUCAUUGUCAGAUUACAUGAGGUUUUAGCUAGCAAGACAAAAAUAUACAUAAUUUUGGAGUUUGUGCCUGGUGGGGAGCUAUUUGAUAAAAUUGUUCACAAAGGCAAGCUGUCUGAAAUGGAAUCUAGGAAAUACUUUCAACAGCUUGUCGAUGCAAUCUCUCAUUGUCAUAAGAAGGGUGUUUACCACCGAGAUUUGAAGCCAGAAAACCUUCUCCUUGAUGCACGUGAAGAUUUAAAGGUUUCUGAUUUUGGGCUCAGUGCCUUACCACAAAAAGGAGUUAAUCUUCUUCACACCACAUGUGGCACUCCUAAUUAUGUUGCACCUGAGGUUCUGAACGGCCAAGGAUAUGAUGGUGCUGCUGCAGAUAUUUGGUCUUGUGGAGUUGUCCUUUAUGUCCUUCUAGCUGGGUAUUUGCCUUUCGAAGAAACGGACCUUCCCUCCUUGUACAAAAAGAUAAAUUCUGCCACAUUUUCUUGCCCAUUCUGGUUCUCACCAGGUGCAAAAUCAUUGAUUGAAAAAAUGCUUGACCCUAAUCCUAACACUCGUAUUUCAAUAGAAGAAAUUAGAAAUGACCCAUGGUUUCCAAUGAAUUACAUUCCUGCUCGACAAGGUGUGGAAGAAGAAGUUAACUUGGAUGAUAUUUGUGCUGCUUUUAAUGACAUUGAGGACCAUUUUGUAACUGAGCAAACUAGGCACCUGGAGAGAGGCCCCAUGAUAAUGAAUGCAUUUGAGAUGAUUACCUUGUCUCAAGGUCUGAAUCUGUCAGCCUUAUUUGACAGACGCCAGGAUUAUGUGAAGAGGCAAACUCGCUUUGUUUCAAAAGAAUCUCCAAAGACAAUCAUUUCGACAAUUGAAACUGUUGCUGAAUCAAUGGGUCUCAAGGUCCAUACACGCAACUACAAGACAAGACUUGAAGGAAUAUCUGCUAAUAAGGUAGGACAGUUUGCUGUGGUGGUAGAGGUCUAUGAAGUUGCUCCCUCACUUUUCAUGGUUGAUGUUCGGGGAGCCGCUGGUGACACCCUUGAAUACCACAAGUUCUACAAGUUCUUUUGUGCUAAACUGGAUCACAUCAUAUGGAAACCAAAUGAUGGAAUAAUAAAAGAUGGUUCCCAAAGCGUUGAAAAUAAAUUUCAUCGAAGAAGUUACUCGAAGCCUUAAAGGUAGUUGUCAUCAACGAGCCAAAUGAAAUCUGUCAAAGAUCGUGAGUUUGUGCUACGUAUCUAUGUUUAUACAUUCUGUAUGUCUAGAUCAACCUUGUAAAAAUUGUUCACUCUCUCUUUUGUAUCAUUAUCCUGUUCUGGAUUGCGCUGGGUUAUGUACUGAUGCAUUUUUACUGAGUAUCUACGUCUAUGGCGCAUUACUGGAUCUUGGAGGCAACUUUCGUCUAAGAACUGUAUUUAGUUGUCUUCAAUUGUUGCUUAAUAAAACUAGAACGUGAACCCAUUCUUAUUUGUAGCAAAAACAUCAAAUUGUGUGUCAUGAGGCAUUCAGGUUGAUGUAAUGCUAUUGUUUUGUAGAAUUAUCCACGGCGGAAAAUUUGAGCAGACAUUUGCUUUUAAAGUUUUUAUAAAUUACUUCGUAUUAUCCUUA
Chenopodium quinoa (quinoa) is the source of this 2174-nucleotide messenger RNA. Its product is annotated as CBL-interacting serine/threonine-protein kinase 24-like. The transcript has 15 exons. Gene Ontology annotation, biological process: signal transduction; protein phosphorylation. The coding region runs from base 378 to 1742 and encodes 454 amino acids. NCBI's taxonomy places the organism in Eukaryota, Viridiplantae, Streptophyta, Magnoliopsida, Caryophyllales, Amaranthaceae. The record is from RefSeq and is a predicted model, not a curated record. Gene Ontology annotation, molecular function: protein kinase activity; ATP binding.